UAAUGUUCAACAAAUAUGCAUAAUAGUAACAAUUAAAUAGUAAUGUUGCAACUUUAAGCGGUUUAAGCUAUGAUAUAUUUCGAAAUUUAGGCACAAAAAUGUGCAGAAAAGUACUAGCAAUUCUCGUAGCGAUCAUUGCCAUAUUUACUGGCUUAAUUUGGUAUAAUGUUUACCUCCCUGUCUCUCCUAAGUUUAAAGGAGAUGAGAAAUUAAUUCCAAUUCUUUUCGGUGUGAACAGACUUCUGGGCCAAAUAUUCGGCGACAAAUUGGGUUUGUCCAAAAAAUACGAAGUAUACCGUUCGUUUUUUUCAAUCAUAACAGAGACAGAUUGGCUUUUCACUUCAGAAACAAAGGCUGGAGUUACCAUAGAGGAUUCUGUGAUUUCUGGUGUACCUGUAAAGAUAUUUCGACCAGUAGAUAAGGAGGGUGAAGAUAGCCUUCAUCCAGCAUUGAUAUAUUUUCAUGGUGGGGGACUGGCAAUGGGAAGUGUUAACUGGACAUGCUAUGUACAACUAUGCAUCAUGUUUGCUAAAGAUACAAAGUCUGUGGUGAUUUCAGUUGAAUACAGGCUAUUACCUGAGCAUCCUUUCCCAACACAAUUUGAUGAUGGCUAUUUGGUUGUGAACACAGUCGUUAAUGAACCAAGCAAGUAUGGAAUUAUAAAAGACAAAGUUGCACUUGCUGGGGACAGUGCUGGAGGUCUCCUGACUGCUGCUAUUUCAAAUGAAUUUGCAAAACAAAACAGAUCAUCCAAUCUUGUUGGACAGAUACUAAUUUAUCCUUGGCUUCAAAUAAUUGAUAUAUUAUGCCUGCCAUCAUACCAUCAAAACAAACAGGGCUUUCAAAUGGAUGAGAAAGAGACUGCCUACUUUAUGUCAUUGGUAGCAAUGGGUAGUGAUAAAAUGUACCAGGAAUAUAUUGUCGGAAAUGUCACAAAGUAUUUCACAAAAACACAAUAUCAGAAGUAUCUACAAAUCCCCAAAACUUGUGAUGUUUUAACAGAGAACACAAAUGAAAACAUAAAUUUACCAUCUGAAUUUGUGAGCAUGGUGACUGACCCACGGCUAUCUCCUCUCCUUGAAGAAAAUCUGGAGGGGUGCCCUGCAACCAUGUUGGUAAUACCAGAGUAUGACAUCUUGGCGAGUGAGGCGUUUCUUUAUAGUAAACGUCUUGAAGAAGCUGGAGUUCCUGUUUCAACAAAAAUAUACAAAGCCUGUCAUGCAUUCCUGUUUCUGCUACCUAUUCCCUAUGUUAAUACAACUAUUGCUAGACAGGGCAUGAAUGAUAUGGUCAAUUUUUUAAAUUCUGUAUUUUAUACAUAGUUACAACUUUGUAAUGCAACAUUUAUGCACUUUUUAAUGUCAUAUAAUACUGUGUGAUUAAUCCCAUUAUAUAUUUUUUGAGAAUAUUAUGUACAUGGAAU
Messenger RNA from Dendronephthya gigantea, 1423 nucleotides. RefSeq names its product arylacetamide deacetylase-like. Lineage: Eukaryota; Metazoa; Cnidaria; Anthozoa; Malacalcyonacea; Nephtheidae. The transcript is spliced from 2 exons. Gene Ontology annotation, molecular function: hydrolase activity. The record is from RefSeq and is a predicted model, not a curated record. The coding region runs from base 99 to 1322 and encodes 407 amino acids.